AUGGUGUUUGUUGAUGGUUCCUUGAUGGUGCCAGUCGAGGAUCAUCCCAAUUUUCAAGACUGGGUUCAGUGUGAUAGUUUGAUAAAGACAUGGAUCUUGAAUUGUUUGUUGCAGGCUAUCCUUAUCAGUGUAUAUUCUGUAAAGACAGCAAGGGAUCUAUGGGUUGAGCUGAGGAACAGGUAUUCUACUGAAAAUGCUACUAGCGAUUUUGAAAUAACUCGAUCUAUUUCAACUAUUAAACAGGAAGGGAAGCCUAUUAGUGAGUAUUAUUCCAAAAUCAAAACCUUAUGGGAUGAGCUCUAUCAGUAUAAGGAGACUUUUAACUAUGAUUGUGGCAAAUGCACUUGUGAAAUCUCAAAGAAAGCUCUUGUCCAGCAAAACAAAGCAAAGGUCCUACAAUUUCUAAUGGGUUUGGAUGAAUGUUAUGAGCAUGUCAUAAACCAAAUUUUGCUCAUGGACCCUCUACCUGAUGUCAACAAGGUUCGUGCUCAAGUUGGUCAAGUGGAAAGGAAAUCUUUAGUCUAUCAAACUGGCAAACAGGAGGAAAUUCAAAAGCCUAUGACAAUUGCAAUGCAAGCCAUUGACAAGCCAAUGAAUAACAAAAAUGCAAGCCAUUGA
This is a messenger RNA of Tripterygium wilfordii, 618 nucleotides long. RefSeq lists its product as uncharacterized. Lineage: Eukaryota; Viridiplantae; Streptophyta; Magnoliopsida; Celastrales; Celastraceae. The coding region runs from base 1 to 618 and encodes 205 amino acids. The transcript has a single exon. The record is from RefSeq and is a predicted model, not a curated record.